Molecule: messenger RNA, 4405 nt
Organism: Cynoglossus semilaevis (tongue sole)
Lineage: Eukaryota; Metazoa; Chordata; Actinopteri; Pleuronectiformes; Cynoglossidae
Gene: espnla
Product: espin like a
Exons: 15
Coding region: 1251-4331 (1026 amino acids)
Biological process (GO): actin filament bundle assembly
Cellular component (GO): cytoplasm
Molecular function (GO): actin filament binding
Source: RefSeq, a predicted model, not a curated record
UAAAUGGCGGUCUCCUUGAAGACAGCGGAAAGCCUGUUCCGUAGCACGGUCAGUAGCACUUGACAGGCUGAGGAGCUAAUAAAAGUCAGCUCGUAAAUUCAUUCAGGACAACUUUACAUCGUUUGACAAGGACAAUGGCGGAACAAAUAAAGGGGAGUUUCCAGGUGGAUGUAGACAGGUCAUUUUCAAAGACAGGAUCCACUUCAACAGCCAUUACCCUGGUUCUGCCGUCCUUCCCAACACAUGUAACGUGUCUGUCCUAGGCCCAACUCUCCCAGGCUGGAGGGUAUUGUCCCAGUGUAGGAGGCUGCUGGCCAGUGUUGGCGCUGCCUGCCACUCAGACAGUGGAAACAGACCUUCCCCUAUUCUCCUGAACUGCGGCGUCCCUAAAGAGGUGGCGGCCAACGCUCUGAGGCUGAGCGUAGGCAGAGGGACAACCAGGAAGGACGUGGACGAUGUCUUAGAGGAUCUAAAAGAAACGGUUCUGCUGCUGGAGAAAAAUCAACUGAAGGACUUAAAAUAAACCGAAGCGGUGUAUAAGUAUGACUUAUUUGAAUUAAACUAGGGAUGACCCGAUAAAACUUUUCAGGUUCAAUACAGAUACUGCAACUUGAAGUAUCUGCCGAUACUGCCGAUAUAUCGGUCUUUACAUUGUUUUCACCCCCAGCAUGCUCUGAGGCGAUGGUGUCCCUUGUAACAGUAUGUCGCACAAAGUUGAACAUUUGGCAAUCGCAUCAAAAUUUUGAAUUUUGACUAUCGGAUUGAGUCAUCCCCAAUUCAAACACGUCCAUUAUCGUCCUGCAUUUCUUAGUGCUUUGUUAAUCAGCCUUUCCGCAGAUGAAUUUGAAAAACAAGCCUUGCUGUUAUUCACUAUACUUGGCUCUGACUUCUCCCAUUACUUAAGUUUCCAUGCUGCCUCUGCUCCCUCAUCUCCAGUGAAGCAUGGCUGCAUGUGCCAGCUUAUGGCCACUGCCACACAAAGGGAGAGCAGGGGGCCACGAGCGCUACGCCUCCACCCGUCUUUCAUUACCUUUCUAUCUCGCUGCCUCCGACUCCCUCCUGUCUCCCCACGCAGCCAUGCUGUCCAGCUGGCUCCUGAUAGGGUGUCACUUUCCUGGCUCGGGAGGAGGCAUUGAGUGCAUGACUUUUUAGUUAUUGUAUUGGGGGGUUUGUGCAUGUGGUGCGUGAUGACCCACUGACCCGCUCCAGAGAGCUUGUUGUGUGCCAUAAACCACUCGUAGCAUCCGGACAUGGUGCUGCAUCGGGCCAUCCAGGCAGCACGAGCGGGGGAUUUAGGAACCCUGAGGCUGCUGGCGUCCUCGGGUCACCUUUCACCUGUUAUUACUGAUGCUCAAGGUGCCAGUCCCGUACACCACGCGGCCAGGUGUGGACGUCUCGAGUGCCUACAGUUCCUGGUGAGCGAGCAGGGACUGGCAGCCAAUUUCCGGGCCUUGAACAGAGCCACACCAGUGCAUGACGCAGCAGCCACGGGCAACAUCCGAGAGCUGCGAUGGCUCGUCGACCAAGGAGGCUGCAACAUCCAGGACCAGGAUGCAGCGGGCGUCACGGCUCUUCACCUGGCUGCCCGCUUUGGUUGCGUGGAGGUAGUUCAGUGGCUUCUCUCGGCUGGAGGCCUGGCAGAGGUGGAGACGAACUGUGGAGCAGUUCCUGCUCACUAUGCUAGUGAAACACAUAAAAAAAUCAAUACAAAAUUCUACAUUUUGUUGUGUUGCAGGUGUGUUAACCGCCGGACAGGCCUCGGGGCUACACCCCUCUACCUGGCCUGUCAGGAAGGACACCUCUCUGUUGCGGAGUACCUGGUCAGGGACUGCGGCGCUGAUGUCCACCUAAGAGCUCAUGACGGCAUGACCUGCCUGCAUGCUGCAUCCUACAUGGGUCAUCAAGCUGUGGUCAUUUGGUUGGUGACUUGCACUGAUGUCAGCUUGUCUUGCCAGGACAGAGAAGGUGCUACUGCGUUGCACUUUGCUGCCAGCAGGGGGCACUAUUGCAUUUUGGAGAGACUGCUUGGCUUUGGUGCAACGGUCAUCAAGGAUCAAUGGGGAGGGACCCCACUUCACGACGCUGCCGAGAAUGGGGAGCUGGAGUGCUGUAGAAUCCUCUUAGCCAAUCGAGCAGAUCCGUCCGACCAAGACAUUGAUGGCUUCACGGCCGCAGACUUGUCAGAAUACAAUGGCCACUAUGAGUGCUCCAGAUAUCUGCGUGCCAUGGAGACAAACACUGAUAAGCCCACCGAGGUCGCCCCUUCUCUGGAGGAAGAAGAGAAGGCAAAGCCGGCAUCGUUGUUGCAGCAGAGCAGGGUGGACUACUACGGCAGCCUGAGUGACACAUGCAGUGACGGUCUCAGCACCAACAUACCAAUGGACUGUUUAAAGCAACCAGAGAGUGAGGAGCCUCCCCAGGCCAGAUACCCUCAGCUUCCUGCUGCGCCUCCCUCACCUCCAGCACCCUGUGGCUCUCCUCCUCCACCCCAGAAAAGCACUGUCCGCAGAAUAGAACAUGUCCAAAUUGCAACAUCUGUUAUUAAAGGUUUCAGUCAGAGCAAGCGAGCUGGAACUAAACCCUCUGAUGACAAGGUGCUGUUGCCUGACACGAACCUCCUGGCCGAAAGAAAACUUUUCGGCAACUUGAAAUCCAUCAAAUCUCUGAAGCAGUCAGGGAUUUCAGGAGCCUUCACUGGACAGGCAAAUAAGAUGGUAGUGCUGCCCACUGAAGAGGCCAACCUGUCAGAUAUUGACUACCUGGUGCCUACCCAUGAUGAGAAGGGUCAUUCCAUCGCUGAGUGGAAGAGGCAGGUCAUGGUGAGACAGCUGCAGGCCAGGCUGCUGGACGAGGAGGACCAGAGGAGAAAGGAAAAUGGGAACAGAUAUGCCAAAGUAUGUUGGAGAUAUUCCCAAGCUCACAAUGCCAUACUGGGUCCCUUUGGCGAGCUGCUGACUGAAGCUGACCUCAUCUACUUGGAGCAGCAGAUCGCCAGCGUCGCCAUGCAGAGGGAAAGUGCGGGUUAUGAGCUGGAGCUCGCUCGUCUAGCCGAGGAGCUGCGGCACAUCCUGCCGGCACCGAUCGUCAACAUCACCGUCAACACUCAGUUCAGAAAUUUCAGCAGUCACGUUCCUCUGCCUCUGUGGUGCGGACGCAUCUCCGGCAUCGUACAGAGUAUGUCCCUGCUCUUGACCAACAUAAAUGACCAGCCCUACAGUAAAAUGCCCAACAAUGACCUGAACACAGUAUUUUCCCAGACCGCGGACAGACAGAACAACAACAGAGGACGCAGGGAGAUGAUAGAAGACGAAAUGCAUCAGUUUGGGGUAUCGGUGAGGAAUCUCAAGUCCAACUUUGAGACUCAGGAGUUACCCUUGGAGGUCAAGACAGAGGAGGACAUUUUGUUAAACGCUUCCUCACAGCUCAUAGCAACAGAGCCAGACAAAGUCUUAAGUCCUAACGAGGAAACGGACCAGAACAGUGACUCUGGAAUCGACUAUGAUGAAAAUGUCCCGGAUGUUUUGGAAACCACCAGCUUGAGAAAAGAACGUAUAGUUGUCCUCUUCCUGGGACACUGGAAGAAGUCCGCCUAUGCUGUGACACAGAGAAAGCUCAGCACUGGCAAUCUCGAGACGGGUGACAAACCAGGGUCAUACUGCAGGGGUACCAUCGAGAGCGCCCAGUCCAAGAUGAUGAACAGUUCACUGGGACACUUCUUUAAACAGAGGAGUGCUGUCAACAAGAUGCUGGGGAACUGGAGGAACAUGAUUUCCAGCGUCCCAUCCAGACAGAUACGCCGACUCCACAAGCAGCAGGCGCUCUACUCCCCGGAGCAGUUCCUUCCCCGUGUGGACGGGAUGUCGGUUGAGCACGACAACCUGACCUUGGAUCUCUUCAUGCUGGGCUACUUCCACAUCCUGGAGUUGGACCUGCCCGUCGAUGAACGCAAAAUGAGGCAUCUCCUUUGUUUCGAGGUUUUUGACCACGUCGGAAGUUUCCCCUGGGAGAGAGUAAGGGAUUUUCACAAGGCCGUCAUACUGGACAUCGAGGCCGGGAAUCGGGAGUGGAAAGACGGCUUUGAGGACAUCAAAUCCAAGUUCUUCAGCAGCCCGGUCAGCCAGUCGGGCAGCACCGCAGAGGAGGUGAAACAGAGCCACCAUGACGUCAGACAGGUUCCUAAAGUCAUCGUGCAGACGCCUACUCCUGACGAGGGCACCCUCUGUCAGGGAGUUGACAUUUCCAGUUUCAGCAAUGAAGAGAUUUGUCAAUACAUCGACCGCAGUUUCGCCUUUUGGAAGGAGAGGGAAGCGGAAAUUUUUGAUUUUGAGUAGUGUCUCGUGUUACUUUUUAAGUUUUUUGUUUUUUUUUUAUAGGUUUUUUAAUAUAAGCUGCCCAUCAAACCUAA